AUGCUGCUGCCGUCGCUUUGCCCUGUGAAUGAUGUGACCCGUGUUCGGAACAUUGGCAAGCCGCUGCAAAGCCGCUAUGGAAGCUUGAUGAGUAGAAGUGGAACUGGAGCCACGCCGACCCUUCCCGCGACUCCAUCGGCUUCUUCGUCUUCUUUGCCACAGCCUGCACAGCCUGCACAGCCACCACCGGCACAGUCGCAGCAUUUCCGGUUGCCAGCAGGUACCCUGGGCAUCGUCUCACAAGUGGCCAUACAGUAUGCCGUGAACCCAUUGAAGGAUUCGCGGCUGAGGCCAUCUCCGCGUUAUGAACUGCCUAUUGAGGCUUCCCCGAGGCCCGGACGACGGAAGUCCGCCGAAACACCUUUGGAGGAGCUGCCGCUGCCAUGCAGGGAGUCCAUCGCAGACUUGACCACCUCAGUGUCGCAGGUGCUGCACAAGCCCACUGUUGCAUUGAAGCGCUCGAUGCACUUGAUGGACGGGCUGCAGACAUUGCGUUGUUUGGGAAGCUCUGGUGCUGACGUAUCAAGCAGGUCUCCCACGAUGUCCCCACGAUCAGCACAGGAGGAGGAGGAGACUUGGGCAGAUCCGAUGAGCCCUGCCAGCUUGCUCAGUCCGCCCCCCACUGCACCGGACACCACUCCGGUUAGCGUGCGAAGACCGAAAGCAAGCGAAGAGGGACCUACAGAGGAGGAUCCUUUGUUGAUCGCAGUCCUCAAGGAUGUGCAGGACACCUCGCAGUCUUUGCUUCUGAAGAUGAAGCGCAUCGAACAGGCCCAGAGCAUGGUGAAACGUUGCAAGGGCACUCGCCAUCCCACGAACCUGGUGACGGAUCGAGUGCGCCUGGUUAUUGAGCGAAAAGCUUCGCUGCUGCGACAGGUCGAAGAUCGGAUGGCAGAGUUCCAGGCUGCACAGGCCGACUCUGAGCAGAUUCUUCGAAGCCUCGUUGAGCGUGGAACUGCCGCUCCGGAGGAGCUGUACGGGGUUCACCACUUCGUGCGAAGCUUUACGCAUCGCGGGAAUCCUGCCGACGCAGACCGCAAGAACUUCCGGCAGUUCGCAUCCACAUUUAAACUGCCUGGCCAGCACAAGCUUCUCGAGGGGUUUCAAGACAUCGCUGCAGAAGCUGGUGCCUGGUGGGCGGAAAAGGCUUACCAAGAGGCGAUCGCUGGUGCGGGUCACAUCCCUAUCAUGCAGCUGAUGGAAUUGGCCGUCUCCGUCGGUGCAGAUCCGCAAGAGCCGAUGCUACUCAGGGCUCGAGAUGUUCUGUUGGAAAGGCUUCGUGUGAGAAUCUCUGCAUUUGCUCAGGAUUGCAUGGAGAAGGAUGAUCUUGCCGAAAAGCGUGCCAAAGAGCGUAAUCAGGUUCCCCCUUUGGGCAUGGCGGCCACGAAUGCAGAUCGUAUCGAAGCAGAAGUCUUCGAGGCCAUUCGCAUGGGAAUGGACAAAGAAGAUUCGUGCAUCGAAGAAGCGCAGAACAUCAUCAAGGUUCUACGGCAGAAAGACGGGGAGCGCAAGCGGCUGCAUAAUCGCAACAAGCGCUUGCAGGAGCGCACAGAUGGGUCGACUGACAACGCGUUGGACGGGCGCGUGGGGGCGAUAGGAGAGUUUGCAAGUGAUCCCAUGCCAGGAGGUCACAUGGAGAACCUGUCAGUUGGAGUGCAGCUCCAAGCAAAGGCGGAAGACGGGUACUACUUGGCAGAAGUGCUUCAAGUCUCCGCGAAGCGCCGAAAAGCGCCAGUGAAGGUACAGUACUGUGGCUACGAUGGCGAGUUUUGGCUGCCGGAGAGUGACCUUCGGUCAAAGCUGCUGCCCUCCAGUGGGAAGAAGCAAGCUGAGAAGAACGGCGAUGCCGACAAGGUGAACAUGGAGAACCUGUCAGUUGGAGUGCAGCUCCAAGCAAAGGCGGAAGACGGGAAGUACUACUUGGCAGAAGUGCUUCAAGUCUCCGCGAAGCGCCGAAAAGCGCCAGUGAAGGUAAAGUACUGUGGCUACGAUGGCGAGUUUUGGCUGCCUGCCGCCGACCUUCGAUCCAAGCUGCUGCGUCCCAGCGGCCAGAAGAAGGGUGACAAGACUGCUAAGAUGGACAAGACUGACAAGGCCGUGUCCGACAUUGGCAUUAUUGGCAGUGGAGUGAUGGGCUCGAACUUGGGCCUGAACAUCGCUGACAAAUUCCACGAUGGCCAGCCGUUUGAGGUGUCACUAUACGACCUCAGCCAGGAGCAGGUGCAGUCAGUAUUGGCCGCGAAUGCAACAUACAAGAACCUGCACGGCUUCGGCGGGAAACACAAGCUCAAGGAUUUCGUCGCUUCACUGAAACGUCCCCGCAAGGCUAUCAUCCUAGUUCCAGCCGGCGCUGCCACGGAUGCAGUCAUCGAGGACUUGGCGGCCCUGUUCCAGAAGAACGACAUCAUUAUCGACGUUGGCAAUGCGAACUUCCGCGAUCAAAUCCGGAGGGCCGAGAGCUUGGAGAAGCGCGGGCUGCGUUUUCUUGGCAUGGGUGUCAGCGGCGGCGCCGAGGGUGCACGCAAGGGGCCGGCAUUUUUCCCAGGAGGAACAUUGAGUGUUUGGAAUGACGUGAAGCACAUCAUCGAGGCUGCGGCUGCCAAAGCAGCCGAUGGGCGACCAUGCGCGACAAUGAACGGAAAGGGUGGUGCUGGAUCCUGCGUGAAGAUGUUCCACAAUGCAGGCGAGUAUGCGGUUUUGCAAAUUUGGGGCGAAGUGCAUGAGGUCUUGAGAGCCUACGGAGUCGACCCCGACGCCCAGGCCAAACUCCUAGAGUCCUGGAAGACCAAGGUGGGUGGUCGCUAUGCUGGCCUUCUCGAUUCUUACAUGCUCGAUAUCACAGUUGAGGUUGUGAAAGCUCGAGACUCCACAGUGGCUGGUGGUCGAGAUGAUGGCGAAACGCUGCUGUCGCGGACGAUGGACAAGACAGAUUCCAAGGGCACAGGUGGGGAAGAAAAUCCAGAAAAGGUGUGA
This is a messenger RNA of Symbiodinium sp. CCMP2592, 2973 nucleotides long. Lineage: Eukaryota; Dinophyceae; Suessiales; Symbiodiniaceae. The record is from the annotation of a GenBank genome assembly.